AUGUUAAGAUCAUUUGCUCGUUCCUUUUCAUCAACUGUUGUCAAAAGAGACUUUGCCAGAACUCAAUUGCUUGGUACUGUUGGUAAUUUUGAAUUUAGAGAAUCCGAAAAUGGUACCAAAUAUGUCACUUAUUCUCUUGCAGUUAAUCGUUACAAUAAGGAAACACAAGAGCAAGUCACUAAUUGGUACCGUAUUGCUGCUUUCACCCAACUUGAAAGAUUGGAAAAGUCUUUAAGAGUUGGUAAUGUUUUACAUGUCGAUGCCAACUUAGCAGUUAGAAAAGUUGAAGAUCCUGAAACUCAUAAGGUUCGUAGUGAACUUCAAUUAAUUCAAAAAAAUUUUGACGUUGCUCGUUUUGGUAAGAAAGAUGGUGAAGAAGCUUCUCCAUAG
This is a messenger RNA of Candida tropicalis MYA-3404, 390 nucleotides long. It is a transcript of the gene RIM1, whose product is annotated as Rim1p. The transcript has a single exon. The record is from RefSeq and is a predicted model, not a curated record. Gene Ontology annotation, molecular function: single-stranded DNA binding. The coding region runs from base 1 to 390 and encodes 129 amino acids. Lineage: Eukaryota; Fungi; Ascomycota; Pichiomycetes; Serinales; Debaryomycetaceae.